AUGCCCAGCCAGGCUCUUUAUUUUUUUUAAUUUAUUUUUUCUUUCAAUACCCAACUCAAGCUUUGGGAACAUUCUUUGAAAAUGGCGACUGUGAUGUCAACAAGAAUAAGCUGCGUGUUUCCUGAUGGCUUUUUGUAUAUGCUGACAUAUUGUCUGUGAUGGCAUCCGAGGCAGAGAAGACCCAGGCUUUACUCCAGUCUUGUAGCGCUCAGUCUCUUCUGUCCAGCCUUGGUCUGGGGUUAUUCUGCAUUGUGGCUGACAGACUUCUGCAGUUUUCCAUAAUUCAGCAAAAUAACUGGCUUCGCGCCCUCUCCGAUAACGCAGUGCAUGGUGUGAUUGGCAUGUGGUCCUGGGCGAUAGUCAUUGGAGUAAAGAAGAAGACGGACUUGAGAGAAAUCUUUUUAGCUGGAUUUUUAGCCUCUGUUAUUGACCUAGACCACUUUGUUCUAGCUAGGUCCCUGUCUUUAAAGGCUGCUCUGACUCUUCCGCGAAGACCCUUCCUUCACUGUUCCACUGUGAUCCCUGCUGUGGUUCUGGCCCUCAAGUGUACUAUGCACCUCUUCAAGCUCAAGGACUCGUGGUGCUUCCUCCCCUGGAUGGUCUUUAUAUCCUGGACCUCACACCACAUCCGAGAUGGCAUCCGUCACGGCUUGUGGAUCUGCCCAUUUGGAAAAACCUCCCCCCUGCCCUUCUGGCUUUAUGUAGUAAGCACGUCCUCUUUACCUCACAUCUGUUCAUUGGUCAUGUAUGUAACAGGGACCAGACAGGUGAUGUCUUCAAAACACGGAAUUCACAUUGAUGUCUGAAGUAACCACGGGCAGCCUCAGAGAAGCAAGUGGUUCGGACAGAUAAUUAAGGGCAGCAACACUGAAGUGAAUUCUAGAGGACAUAUUAGGUACUUAUAUUAUUACAAUUCCUGAAUCCUUUUGCUCAGGAGGCAUGUACCAGUUUUUAAAAAUGAUGUAUUUGUUGUAAUUCUGUUUUUCUCUGUGUAACACUCAAGUGAGUAUUAGAGUUCCAUUCAUCCUGUGAUUUAUUUUCAUUGUUUCUUCUGCAUGUCUGGCUUUACUAAUAGCUCAAUUAGAUUAACGUCCAAUUAAGUUUUCUGGAAGCAUAAUUUUAAGGUUGUCCAUUUCCUGAUAAAAACAGUUCAAAUGUUACGGCGACUGAUUUGUGGAAAGUUAGAUUAUGUUUGGACCCUUAUUUUCCCGAGGUACUGAAACAGUGAGUGGCCACAGUAAAUGAGACCGUGAGUGAGAUGUGCGGUGAGCGCUAGCGCUUCCUCUGUCAUCUGCGUGCAUCUGGCACAAGUGGAAUUUGCCAGGUGCUUCAGUGAGUUGUGGUUACCGGCAGAAUCCGCUCCAGUGCACUUGUGAGAAAUUAUGUUAAUAUUCAUAAAAGGCAGCAGCUGACAUCAGAUGUAGACUUGUUUCAGGAAUCACGUUAGGGAAUUGUUGCAAUAUGUUGGCUGUGGAAACAUCCUCCUGAAGUAUUACUGUUUCAGUAUCUUUGCCCCAAAAUAUCAUGUUUUAGGGCUUUAACUGUUUUGAAAAACAUAAUUAAAUUUAACAAAAUAUUUGUUAAAAAUUAAUGUGAACAAAAGUAUUGAUACUUGGCUCAUAACUAUAGAAUUAGAAUUCACACACAAAAAGGGACUUACCGGUGAUGUCAUUUCAAAUGUGAGCUCCUGGAUGUGCCAUUAAAAUUGUUUUCAGUUGCUGUCAAUUUGUUUACACACUCUUCUUAAAUAUUAUACCAGUUAUAUCAUUUUUAAAAAUCUGCCUAAUACUGAGAGACAAAACAGUUUUUUCAAAAUAAAGGAGGUUUAGAAAAUUUGAGUUUCCUUUUUUUCCUUAAGGUUGGUCUUCUGUUAGACACAAUCCACCUCUAUUAGAGAAGAGAGUUGAGUGGCUGGAAAUUUUACAUUUGCGCAGUUUAAUAUUACUUUGAUAUAAAAGUCAGCACCCCAGAGGCACCCGCUUUUGUUUGCAGCAUGUGCACCGUCUGCUGUCCUCAUUUGCUUACACAUUUGUGGUUUUUCAUGCUGGUGCUUGUGUGCCUUACUCUCAGAUGAUGAGCAGCGCCUUACUUACCCAAAGCAGGUUGUUCUUAUAAGUAAACAGGUCUGUAGAUUGUUACCAAGGUUCAAGCUCUUUAGUGUAGUUUUCUUUUUGUCGUUAACCAAUUGGCUGCAAUCUAUUAGAUUUUAUAACCUAUUAAAUGCUAUAAUCUGUUGUUAUCUUUUGAGAGCAAUUGUCUCCAUUUGGUUUAAUAGUAAAUAUUAUAUUGUGGGGGUAAAUUUGAGUAAGGUAGAGGUUUUUAAAAAGUCUGUGAUUUCAGAAAGCCAUGGACAUAAAGCAUAUACCUUGUGGCUAAAUUAUAAAACUCUACUUUUUUCUUUCUCCUUAGUAAGCAAAGGAGUAUCUUUAAAACAUGGGGCCUUACUUAAGUGUCACAUUGGCAUUUGGGGGUAGUCCUAACAUUCUCUAUUAACAUGGGAGUUCAUUUUGACCAUGACUCUGUUUCAAUAACUGCAGUUUUGAAGUGUGGGUUUAUUUCUGUUCUUACCUUUGCCGUCAAAAAUGUUUCUUGUCCUCUCAGUG
This is a messenger RNA of Miniopterus natalensis, 2603 nucleotides long. Lineage: Eukaryota; Metazoa; Chordata; Mammalia; Chiroptera; Miniopteridae. The record is from RefSeq and is a predicted model, not a curated record.